GGCCGUGGAAGCGGUAAGGAAGAGGAGCCGCUCGCGGGCGGUGAGGCGCGCGAGUCAUUUCUGCCAUAGGAGCUGCUCGGAUUCCCAGGAGCCGCCCUCCAACGUGGGGGCGUGGUGAAGAGCGAUUGUGUCGAGAGCAUCAGAAUGCCGGGUGGCGUCAUAGGGAACUAUGGUUGCCAUGGCGACCGGAAUCUGGAACCGCACAUUCGAAUAUCAUGCCUAAAGGGAGGAAUAGGAGCUGAACGAGGGAACCUUCAUACCUUUAUUUCUGCUCUGCUCAUAGCGUCUUGGUUUUCAGGCUGCUGCAAACUCAGAUUGGAAAGGACUGCUUCAAUUCAUGGUUGGCUCUCACCCCACAAACAUAGUUUUGCCUACUUGAGAAUGUUGUGACGUUCUAAACAAUUCAUCCAGCAAGAUGGCAGGGGUGCUGCUGUGUGAACCAACUGAACUAUAUAACAUCCUGAACCAGGCGAUAAUGCAUUCCAGGUUGACAGAGCCAAACUAUUUAUGUUUAUUGGAUGCUCGUACGAAGCGGGAAUACUACGAAAACCACCUGAUAACAGCCCUAAGAGUGAAACAGAAUCUAUUGGGCAAAUAUGUACCUCCGCUGUCCAUUGACCUGGCGUGCGUCCGAUACGUUAUCGUGUACGAUGGCAGAACAGAUUCUUUGGAAGCUGCUUUUAACAUGGAUUAUGACUUACCAGAACUGGAUGAAGAACUAAAAGACUGUGAAGGGGAUCCAGAAGCCUUGCUUAAAAAACGCAAGCUGUCACCUAAAUUUAAUGCCAAACAUGGAUCUGCUGCACGCUGCGCCAGAGUCAUGCAGCGGUAUACCCGCUUCCCUGUCCAGGUCCUGAGAGGCGGGUAUGAGCUCUUCACCACCCGUUUCCAUUUCCUGAGGACUGAGAAGGUAUUCUGGAUGCCUCAGGAACUAGAGGAAAUCCUGCCUUACCCAGUUGAGAUCAUUCCAAGCAAGCUAUAUAUGGGGAAAUACAAGCAAGCUUGCAAUCGGCAGAUACAGAAGGAUCUGAGAAUCAUAGCCCAUAUCAACGUCACCGAGGAGAAGGACUUGCUCUUCCCAGAAGAUAGCAAGGACCUUCUUCACAUACCCCUUCCGGAUUCUACAGAGGCAGAUAUGUACCCCUACUUUGGGAAAAUUUGCCACUUUGUUGAUCAUCAUAUACCUAAAGGAGCAGUCCUGGUUUACUCCAUGAAGGGGAUAAGCAGGUGCAGCGCUGCAGUGAUGGGCUACCUCAUCCAUUCAUGCAGCCUUUACUUAAAAAAUGCUUGGAACUACGUCCAGAAGUGCAAAAUGAACAUGCGGCCAAACCGAGGGUUUGUGCAACAGCUAGCAAAGUGGGAACGCCAGAUCUACAUGACAACAAUCACUGACGUCUCUGAGCCUUUUUACUGACCAAAUCAGCUGGCAAAGAAGAGUUUUGGAAUGUUGAUUGUAGGGGCAGUGGACUUUUGGGGGAUGCUAUCGGGAAGCUUUUUCUUUUCUUUUUCAAUCUCUUUACUUGCUUUUUAAUGAACUUGUCCUGAAGUGCUUAUUAUCUGUGCUGGAGGCAAUAUUAAGGACUUCUGUGAGUUUCAGUGAGGAAUAAAGAGGAGAGUUUGGAUCCCAA
This is a messenger RNA of Heteronotia binoei (common prickly gecko), 1628 nucleotides long. It is a transcript of the gene STYXL1, whose product is annotated as serine/threonine/tyrosine interacting like 1. The coding region runs from base 416 to 1414 and encodes 332 amino acids. The record is from RefSeq and is a predicted model, not a curated record. Gene Ontology annotation, cellular component: mitochondrion. Gene Ontology annotation, biological process: protein dephosphorylation; positive regulation of intrinsic apoptotic signaling pathway; negative regulation of cytoplasmic stress granule assembly. The transcript is spliced from 10 exons. Gene Ontology annotation, molecular function: protein phosphatase inhibitor activity; protein phosphatase binding; protein tyrosine/serine/threonine phosphatase activity. NCBI's taxonomy places the organism in Eukaryota, Metazoa, Chordata, Lepidosauria, Squamata, Gekkonidae.